AUGGAAUCAAGAGAAAAUGAGACAGAGCUAAGAAAAGGCUAUUAUUUAAUUAAAUCAUCGUCAUCGUCACCAUCAUCAUCAACUCAUCAUCAUAUCAUCAUCAUCAUCAUCGGUGCCUAUGGAAGAGCUGGUAAAGCGGAUAAGAUUGGAGGAGUCUUGCGUUUCAUCGAGAACUCGGACAUAAGGUUGGACCUUGUGUUCUUUAACUGUCUGGUGGAUGCUUACGGGAGGAUGGGGAAGUUUGCAGAGAUGAAAGGUGUUCUGGAACUGAUGGAGAAGAAGGGGUUUAAACCUGAUAAGAUUACAUACAGGACGAUGGUUAAGGCUUACAGAAUUAGUGGCAUGACUAGCCAUGUAAAGGGACUUCAUGGUGCGGUCGAGUCCGUUGAGUAUAGAACUGUCUCUGGUGUUGCGGGGCCUCUUGUCAUCCUUGAAAAAGUCAAGGGUCCUAAAUACCAAGAAAUUGUCAAUAUCCGUCUUGGGGAUGGAACUACUCGACGUGGUCAAGUUCUCGAAGUUGAUGGCGAGAAAGCUGUUGUUCAGGUUUUUGAGGGAACAUCUGGAAUUGACAACAAAUACACUACUGUACAAUUUACAGGAGAGGUUUUGAAAACUCCCGUUUCCUUGGAUAUGCUUGGUCGCAUCUUCAAUGGUUCAGGGAAGCCCAUUGACAAUGGUCCACCUAUCUUGCCAGAGGCCUAUUUGGAUAUUUCUGGAAGUUCUAUCAAUCCCAGUGAGAGAACCUAUCCUGAGGAGAUGAUCCAGACUGGGAUCUCCACCAUUGAUGUCAUGAACUCUAUUGCCAGAGGACAGAAGAUUCCCCUCUUUUCUGCUGCUGGUCUUCCCCACAAUGAAAUCGCUGCUCAGAUUUGCCGUCAGGCUGGUUUGGUCAAGCGUUUAGAGAAGUCGGAUAAUCUUCUUGAGGACCAGGAGGAUGAUAACUUCGCCAUUGUGUUUGCCGCAAUGGGUGUGAACAUGGAGACUGCACAAUUUUUCAAACGUGAUUUCGAGGAGAAUGGGUCCAUGGAGAGAGUGACACUUUUCCUGAACUUGGCAAACGACCCUACGAUUGAACGUAUCAUCACUCCUCGUAUUGCUCUCACGACGGCCGAGUACUUGGCAUAUGAAUGUGGAAAGCAUGUCCUUGUCAUUCUAACAGACAUGAGUUCCUACGCUGAUGCUCUUCGUGAGGUCUCUGCUGCCCGUGAAGAAGUGCCUGGAAGACGUGGUUACCCAGGUUACAUGUACACCGACUUGGCUACCAUCUACGAGAGAGCAGGACGAAUUGAGGGGAGGAAGGGUUCCAUCACUCAAAUCCCCAUUUUAACCAUGCCAAACGAUGAUAUCACGCAUCCCACACCAGAUCUGACAGGAUACAUCACGGAGGGCCAAAUCUAUAUUGACAGACAACUUCACAAUAGACAGAUAUACCCUCCGAUCAAUGUGCUGCCAUCUUUGUCUCGUCUCAUGAAGAGUGCCAUUGGGGAGGGUAUGACUCGCAGGGACCAUUCUGAUGUUUCUAAUCAAUUGUAUGCGAAUUACGCUAUUGGAAAGGACGUACAGGCCAUGAAAGCUGUGGUUGGAGAAGAAGCUCUCUCUUCCGAAGAUCUGCUGUACCUUGAGUUCUUGGACAAAUUCGAGAGGAAGUUUGUGGCUCAGGGAGCUUACGAUACCCGAAAUAUCUUCCAGUCACUGGACCUGGCAUGGACGCUCCUCCGAAUCUUCCCCCGUGAGUUGCUUCACCGUAUACCCGCCAAGACCCUUGAUCAGUUUUACAGCCGCGACAGCACCAACUGA
Messenger RNA from Microthlaspi erraticum, 1797 nucleotides. NCBI's taxonomy places the organism in Eukaryota, Viridiplantae, Streptophyta, Magnoliopsida, Brassicales, Brassicaceae. The record is from the annotation of a GenBank genome assembly.